Molecule: messenger RNA, 4545 nt
Organism: Mycena indigotica
Lineage: Eukaryota; Fungi; Basidiomycota; Agaricomycetes; Agaricales; Mycenaceae
Product: Cation-transporting ATPase
Exons: 16
Coding region: 1-4545 (1514 amino acids)
Biological process (GO): intracellular calcium ion homeostasis
Cellular component (GO): membrane
Molecular function (GO): ATP hydrolysis activity; P-type transmembrane transporter activity; ATP binding
Source: RefSeq, a predicted model, not a curated record
AUGCAUGAUGUCAUCUUGAUCCGAUCAUCAUUGAUCGGAUUACAUCCUUUCGACCUGCCGAGCAACUUCAAAACGUCGUCGCAGCCCUCUGCUUCCACUAGCCGUUCCGGGGGCGAGGAAUACGAAAUGAGAAGCACUGCUGGGUCUUCUAAGCCGCACGACUAUACGGAGGGAGCCUCAGCAAUAGACAUCGACACGGUCAUUACGAACAACCGCCGUUCGCGACACGACUCGCAGUUCAGCUCGCUCUAUGACCAGGAUGGAGAAGGGUCCAUGUUCAGUGGACCAGGGCAUGUAGCCAAUCCAAGCAGUGUAUCUCGGAUGUCAAACUUGGACCCUGCGCGGCGUAGUACUGGAAGCUUUCGACGUAAGAGCUUUGACUCGGUUCGUGGGCGACCCAGUCGUAGGAAUAGCACCGAUACCCAGCUAUCAAGGCAAAGUACAGAUGUUGAAGAGUAUCCUGAGAGUGAACAAGACUCGCCAUUGCGACCACAAAGGGAAGACACGUCAUCUCCUUCUCGCUCCGGUGUUUUCGAUAACAUUGCGAGUUUAUUCUCCCGCCCGGCCCACAACGAACCGACCACCAGCCGUCGUCGCCAUUCCUUGUCACACAGAUCCUCCGGGUCCAUAAGCAGAUACUCCAGAAGAAGCAGGCACUCUCGCGCUGGUUCAGAACUCGACGAUGACGAUGUGGGUAGUGAAGAACGCUGGGGUUAUUCCGAAGGAGAGGACAUUUCAGACGACGAUUCACGCUCUGUCGACACUGGUCUAUCAAUACCAGCCAGUAUGCAAUAUGACUCUGGUCCACCUUCGCCCAACACUGGUCAAGGCCUACCACUGUUAGCAUCUGAUCAGAUUUUUGCUGGCGAAACGCGAAUAGACAUGGACAUGUCAUUCACGCUGCUUGAUCAGCCUCCUCCUGGCCUCCCCAGCCGACAAACGCUAUAUAUCCCAGACGAAGACAACACUAUUCGUUUCGUUGGUUAUGAAAUUAUUCGAUGGCGGCAUUGGGCCUGGCGAUUUGGCUGCAUUGUUACCAUCGGAGCGCUCGGUUUGUUGGGACACUGGUUCCCGCGGCUAUGGCUGGGUUGGGUAGCUAGGGAAAGGGCAUUCAAAGAAGCACACAAUGGCUUUGUAGUGGUCGAGUCAGCACACCGAGACAUAACAUUAUUUCGCAUUCAGGCUUUGAAGUAUCCAUACCCAAUUUCAAGCGUCUUCCGGCCUACAAUAGACUCUUCUGACACGGAACAACUGGACCAUCUAACAAUUGUUGACUAUCGUUAUAACCGCUUUGCACUGGAUCCCAGGACCGGACUUUUUAGCAUUAUCCGUGAUUGGCGCGAUCCCUCUUCCAAUGCUCCUACACGGGGCAUCGAAAGCUCUGUCCGCCAACAACGAUUAACACUAUUCGGCAAGAAUGAGGUUGAUAUAGAGGGAAAAUCGACUAUCGCUUUGCUUAUUGACGAGGUCAUACAUCCUUUCUACGUUUUCCAAAUCGCAAGCAUAUUGCUCUGGUCUUUGGACAAUUACUUUUACUAUGCUUUUUGCAUCUUCCUGAUUUCGGUGAUCUCGAUAACAACCACAUUAGUCGAAACAAAAAAGACAAUUUCUCGUAUGAGAGAAAUGUCCCGUUUUUCUUGCGACGUGGAAGUUUUCCUCGAUGGGCAAUGGGCGACCCGAGACUCUUCUCAACUCGUGCCUGGGGAUGUAGUCAACAUUUCAGGCUCUCAACUCUCCCUUAUACCAGCGGACAUGUUCCUCCUCUCCGGAGACGCGAUUGUCAAUGAAAGCAUGCUGACUGGAGAGAGUGUACCCGUAAGUAAGGUACCUGCUAAGGAGGAGGAUCUUGCUCGAUGGCGGGACGGCAAAAGUGAGGGCCCAAAAUGCUUUCUAUAUGCUGGUACACGUGUUGUUCGGAUUCGAGGAACCUUUUCGUCUGACAAUAGUUUAACCCAACCCGCGCUCGCAUUGGUAGCCAGAACAGGCUUCAAUACGACAAAGGGAGCCUUGAUACGGUCGAUGCUGUAUCCGAAGCCAAUCGGGUUCAAGUUCUACCGAGACUCUGUCAGAUUUAUUGGGGUGUUGGCAGGAAUUGCGGGCCUUGGUUUUUGCUUUAGCGCUGUGCAAUUCGUACGAAUCGGGAUCCAAUGGCAAACGAUCAUUAUCCGUGCCCUCGAUCUAAUCACAGUUGUCGUUCCACCAGCACUACCGGCCACACUCUCGAUUGGUACCAGUUUUGCGAUUGGGCGUUUGCGGAAGAACGGAGUAUUUUGCAUUUCCCCAAGUCGCGUCAACGUAGGCGGGAAGGUCAAUGUUUGCUGCUUCGACAAGACGGGUACAUUGACCGAGGAUGGUCUCGAUAUUCUCGGCGUGCGUUCGCUGGAUCGCCAUGAACCGCGAUUUGGGGAGCUGUUGGAGGAUAUCCACGACUUGCCCUUGGGCACUAAUAAAGCCACAUUUCUUCAUGCUUUAGCAACUUGCCACUCUCUGAAGAUGGUUGACGGCCAAGUUAUCGGUGACCCUUUGGAUGUCAAGAUGUUCGAGUUUACCCGAUGGACGUUGGAAGAAGGGAGAAUCUCCGGAACAGGCGCCAUCAAAGCAAAAUCUGGGACCAUCAUCGAGCAAACAGCGCUGGUCCAGACUGUCGUUAGGCCGCCAGGAAGCGCUCAGUUCAAGUUGGAGGAUGCGUUGAAAGGCGCUGCCAAGCAUGCACACUUUCUGGAACUCGGCGUCAUAAGAACCUUUGACUUUAUCUCCGCUUUGCGCCGAAUGAGUGUAGUGGUGAAGCGGCUGAAGAGUUCAAGUAUGGAGAUCUAUGUGAAAGGUGCUCCUGAGGUCAUGACAGAGAUCUGUGAUCCCGAGAGUCGUGAGUUCCUUCAAUCCCUCAAGACUAUGAUGACAUCUUAUCAUACUACACCAAACGCGGAUACAGAGUCAUCGCAAUUGCAGGGGAAAAGUAUCGAGGGCUUAUCCUGGCUCAAAGCCCAACGAAUGAAACGAGAACAAGCCGAAUCAGGUCUACGCUUCUUGGGGCUUGUUAUCUUCGAGAACAAGCUCAAGCCUGGAACUGCCCUUGCUAUUGCGGCUCUGCGUUCAGCUCAUCUUGCGUGCAGAAUGAUCACUGGCGAUAACCCCCUCACUGCUGUAAGUGUUGCAAGGGAGUGCGGGUUGAUCAAUCCCGCUGCUCAUGUUUUUGCGCCAGUAUUCAUUCAAGGCAACGAGACCACACCAGCAUCGAUAGUAGAGUGGUCUUCGAUGGACGAGCCUACCUGGAAAUUGGAUGAGUAUACUCUCAAGCCGUUAACCGCUCCAUUGCAUACCAUUGAGGACGACGAACUCGACUAUUCGCUAGUCAUCAGCGGAGACAUCUUUCGAUGGUUCAUCAGCUAUGCGCCGUUGGAGACGUUACAAAGGAUGCUUGUCAAAACUCAGAUAUUCGCGCGAAUGUCACCAGACGAGAAAAACGAGGUGGUGGAACGGUUGCAAGCCCUGGGUUACACUGUGCUUAUGUGUGGGGAUGGUGCCAACGACUGUGCUGCUCUCAAGGCUGCUGAUGUCGGAAUAUCACUCUCGGAGGCUGAGGCGAGUGUUGCUGCCCCGUUCACCUCCAAUACGCCAGAUAUUGGUUGUGUUCUUGAGCUGAUAAGAGAGGGUCGAGCUGCGUUGGUAACGAGCUUUAGCUGCUUCAAAUAUAUGCAGGUAUCCGUUUUUCCGUCUGGGCAAUGCUCAUUCCGAUGCAGGGCGCUCUACUCGAUGAUUCAGUUUACGACCGUCACGCUCUUAUACUCGUUUGCAUCAUCUUUGGGUGAUUUCCAGGCAAGUUCUCCCGAGUCCCGAUCUCCAGCGUACCAACUGAGGGUGUUGAUGGUAGUUUCUUUAUAUCGACUUGUUCGUUAUCAUCCCGGUUGCGGUGACCAUGGGCCGAACACUCCCGUACCCAAAAAUCCAUCCAAAACGGCCCACUGCGAGUCUCGUUUCGAAGAAGGUGCUUGCGAGUUUGAUUGGACAAAUCGCGAUCACGAGUGGGAUCCAAAUAUGGGGUUAUUUUUGGGUGAGGGGACAGUCCUGGUGAGUCGACGCGUGCGGUAUACCCCGCCACCAGAGCCUGAUCCGACAUCAGAAAGUCACCAGCUUGAGUCGACCAAUUUCGAGAACACGACGCUGUUUUUGUUGUCUUGCUUCCAGUAUGUGCUUGUGGCGGCUGUCUUCAGUAUCGGACCGCCUUAUCGCAAGUCAAUGUGGACGAAUGGCUGGCUGAUGGGUUCGCUCGGCGCAUUGACUGCGCUCAACACGCUCGUCUUGCUGGCUCCUCCUGUUGGCAUUGCGGAUCUGCUUUCAUUGAUGCCCCUUCCUUUCCAAGCCCGAAGUGUUUUACUUUAUGCGUCAGUGGCAAAUGCGGUGUUGAGCUUGGUGUUUGAGAAUUAUCUGGCCGGGAUGUUGGCAGCAACUGCUGGGAGGAUUGGGAAGAUUUCACGGCACUGGGGACAUGGACGGAGUGGUUACAAGUCUUUGUUGUUACAGGAUGGGCCUCGACCGGCCGGCUGA